Panonychus citri (citrus red mite) is the source of this 2648-nucleotide messenger RNA. RefSeq names its product casein kinase I-like. The coding region runs from base 227 to 1480 and encodes 417 amino acids. Gene Ontology annotation, cellular component: nucleus; plasma membrane; cytoplasm. The transcript is spliced from 7 exons. The record is from RefSeq and is a predicted model, not a curated record. Lineage: Eukaryota; Metazoa; Arthropoda; Arachnida; Trombidiformes; Tetranychidae. Gene Ontology annotation, molecular function: protein serine/threonine kinase activity; ATP binding. Gene Ontology annotation, biological process: peptidyl-serine phosphorylation; endocytosis; positive regulation of canonical Wnt signaling pathway.
GUCUUUCCAAUUUGUCUAAUUGUGUUUAUUUAUUUUCUUUCUUUUGUGGUUGAAGUUGAAUUUAAUCUCAGGUAAACUGUUUGUUUCCAAGGAUUUAUUUUAAUCUCUGUUGAAAAAUGUCCAUUCGUUUAGUUUUCGUCUAGACUUUUUAUCCGGUUGCUCAAAAGUCGCGAAAGAGUAAAAGAAAAGUGAAACCCCGUCAAUAUCAAGAAAGAAUUGUUUUCAGAUGCAAUCUCAAAUGAGAAUAUCUUCAGCUUCUUCGAGUGUGGCUGGAGGUGCCUCUGGCGCUCUCAUGGUCGGGCCCAAUUUCAAGGUGGGCAAAAAAAUCGGUUCCGGUAAUUUCGGUGAACUCAGAUUAGGUAAAAAUUUAUACACUGGCGAACAUGUGGCCAUUAAAUUGGAAGCUAUGAAAACCAAAGCUCCUCAAUUGCACUUGGAAUACAGAUUCUACAAACUUCUUGGCAACCAUGAGGGCAUUCCAAAAAUCUAUUACUUUGGACCUUGUGGUAAGUUUAAUGCCUUGGUUAUGGAACUACUGGGUCCAAGUUUAGAAGAUCUUUUCGAUCUUUGCGAGCGUCGGUUUUCAGUAAAAACAGUCAUCCAAAUAGCUCUUCAAUUGUUUAAUAGAAUAGAAUAUGUUCAUUCCAAGCAUCUCAUCUACCGAGACGUGAAACCAGAAAACUUUCUCUUGGGAAGGCCAAACUCCAAGAAGACGGUAAUUCAUAUGAUCGACUUUGGUUUGGCCAAGGAAUACAUCGAUCCGGAGACAAAUAAACAUAUUCCUUACCGGGAACAUAAAAGUUUAACCGGCACUGCCAGAUACAUGAGUAUCAACACACAUCUUGGCAAAGAGCAAAGUCGUCGAGAUGAUUUGGAAGCUCUUGGUCACAUGUUCAUGUAUUUCUUGCGAGGAAGUUUACCUUGGCAAGGAUUAAAGGCCGAUACUCUGAAAGAAAGAUAUCAAAAAAUUGGUGAUACGAAACGAGCAACACCGAUUGAAAUUCUAUGUGAAGGAUUUCCGGAAGAAUUUGCUACAUACUUACGUUAUGUUCGUCGACUGGAUUUCUUUGAAACUCCAGACUACGAAUACCUGAAAAAAUUAUUCAUCGAUUUAUUUCACCGAGAAGGAUUUGCAGAUGAUGGAAUAUUUGAUUGGCACUCAGUAAAUCAACAAUGGGGUGAUGGUGAUAAAAGCAUGGACUCUGAUAGAUUUAGACUAAAUGAAAGAAGCGACAGAAUUGGACAAAAGGACUUCACUAAAAACAUAGGACCCAUGAAAGAAUACUUGACUCCAGCCGAUAGACAUGGCUCCGUACAAGUAGUUAGCUCAACUAAUGGCGAAUUAACCAAUGAUGAUCCAACCACCGGUCAUUCUAGAUCCAAAGUUCAAGAUCCCGCUGAAGUGGAAGUUGUGUCGGAAACAAAAUGCUGCUGUUUUUACAAAAAGAAGAAAAAAAAAUCUUCUCGACCCAAAGAUUAAUUAAUGGCACAUUUCAGUUUCACCAAUCCUGAGCUGAAAUGAAUCUGUUUUCAUCAAUCCCUCUCGGACUUCAUAUCUGCGUGACGACUUAAAGCUCUCUCUCCCCCUCUCUUUCUUUCUCUCUCUCUCUCUUUGUUUCUAUUUCCACCUGUUAUCUCCAAUUUCAUUUAAAUUCUCUUUUGUCACUAUCACUGUCGCUUUCACUGUCUCUCCAGUCCAUAAUCACAUCAUCUUCAUUUUCUAUUCUUACUUUCCCCUCUUAUAUCUAAUUCUGAUCCGAGAAAUGAAAACAGGAACGGCAAAGGACCAAAUAUCUGCAUCCUUCAUUGUCCACUUAGAUCGAGUGUCAACAUGUAAAUUUUGAAAUCAAGUUCCAGAAGCAGAAUACCUGUAACAUCCUAACUUUAAAUCAAUUCAACGAAAGGCUUGGAAUGAUCUAAGCGAAGGUUAAUCUACAACUUUGAUAAACGCUUGAAUAUCUGGGCUAUCAUACCAGAUAAUAUUUUAAAUGGUCAUGUUGAUUGUUGAUUGUACAAUUUACUGGCCCUGGUAUCAAGCACAUUCAUCGUUUUUUUCAAUAAAAUUUAUCGUCACAGUAAAUCAGCUGAGACUUUAUCAUGACCAAGAUAACUUCGUUUACCUCAUUACUUUGGAUGGAUUAACAUUAUAUUGGCUCUCGUUCUGUGUACCAAUUUGGAUCAUCGAAAUGUUUGCUCGUAUCAGAAUUAGCUCAUCGAUUGACUUGAUCAUUUCUAAUUGAUUUAAGCGAAGCAAAUUCGAACUCAUCAAUUUAGCUCAACCAUCAUGGAAUCACAAGUUAAAUAAUGCUCAUGGACGUUGAAAUAACACUACAAACAUUUGAGAGAGUUUAGAUUUGAAUCAAUUGCAUAUUCCUGACAAAGAAAUUAAUCUUUUUCUAAUUUAGUCUCAUGGCUCUGAUAAGACGCUCAAUGGAUCAGUUAUUAUAUCAUAAACCGUAAUUUUUUUGAUAUUUGCAAAGCCUUUUAUCGGAUCUCAAAUCAAAUGGUUUAUACAUGUACCACAAUUAAUGGACUUGAAGUAAAUGAUUUCAGUUUUUGGUCAACGAUUAAUAAUAGAAUUGGAUCAAGAUUAAUAAAGUUGUAUCAAAAUCUGUGAUUAAAACAAAGCUAAAGUUUCCAAUCAUUUA